UUCCUUCUCCGAGCACAGGAAGGCCGGGCUCGAUACGGCGCAUGCUGUCAGUGGCCCUAUAAACCCAAACACCAACAACAACCUCCACGCUGCUUGUCACUCCACACCAACAGUAACUUCAUCCAGGUGAAGCAGCUCAACCCAUCGUAAAGCAGAGAUUAAUAACUUCUCAAGAGUCAUCAUUGUGCUUUAUAUUGGGAUUUGUUACAACCACUGCACCAUGGUUGAAGACCAGAAACAGGAGGUUGGCUCAAGUGCAACUAUAGCUUCAGAUUUACCAAAAGGGGUAGCACUGCUUGCAGAUCUUGCUACCAAUCUUAAUAAUGCUACAGCCACUUUUGAUGUUUUGGCUGAGAAGAUCAAGAAUGGAGAACUGAAUUCAGCCAAGGGAUUAAGCUUAUUAGAGCUCAAAAACCAGUCUUUCCUCACAUAUAUGGCAAAUCUUGUGUACCUGACUCUUCGGAAACUAAAAGGUUUGAAGAUUGAGAAAGACUCUAGUAUUGAUCGACUUGUUGAAGCAAGAGUUGUCUUAGAACGUAUUCGCCCAUUGGAAGAUAAACUGAAAUAUCAGAUAGACAAACAUGUGAAAACAGCUGCAGACGGUGUGGUCAGUGCAGAUGAUACUUUACGGCUGACAGGCAAUCUUGAUAAUAUUGUAUCAUCUUCAGAUGAUGAUGAAGAAAAGGAAGUUACAUCAAAAGUCAAGAAAACAGACGAUGAGGAACAGAAGAUUUACAAAAUCCCAAAGAUCACCCAGGCUCAUUAUGAUGGAGAAGCGAAAAAAAAUGAAGCAAAGGAAAAAGCCAGGCGUAGAACUCUGAAUUCUAGUAUGCUGCGUGAUGCUCUCUUGGAACACACUGAGGACCCAGAAGUUGUGUACAACAAUGAUGUCCUCAAGCAGAGGGCCAUAAAAAAACGCAGGGAGCUUGAAGUGUUUGAAGAGGAGAACAUGAUCAGGAAAGUGGUGAGUCGACGUGACAAAGCUGCCAUGCGACAGAUGACCACACUAGGCACAAUGGGGUCUGAGAUCUUAGGUUUUAACACUAUGGAUGCUCUACAGCAUGAUUAUGACCCCUCAGCUCCAGCAGCCAAAAGACAAAAGACAGGAAAGUCUUCAAAAAGCAAAGGAAAAGGGAAAUUUAAGGGCAAAAAAGGGUUCAAGAAGCAAAAGCACAGAUUCUAGAGUAACAGCGAAUCUCCACCUCCUGCAUUAUUUCGGGUUUUUAUGCAGUUCUAAAUUUCUUUUGAAUGGAUAACACUUGCUGUUAAAUGUGAAGAGUUGUUGGAAUAUCUCUGUACUUUCAUAUACAAAGAGCUGGCAAUUCAUUUUAAAUUCUAACAGGCUAAUUAGAUUUAUCCAGUUGUCUGUUAAAGCCCUAGCAUUAUGUAUGGUAAAUGUAGAGUUAAAUAAGCAUUUCAACUAA
Cherax quadricarinatus is the source of this 1424-nucleotide messenger RNA. RefSeq names its product neuroguidin. Gene Ontology annotation, cellular component: small-subunit processome; nucleolus. Gene Ontology annotation, biological process: maturation of SSU-rRNA from tricistronic rRNA transcript (SSU-rRNA, 5.8S rRNA, LSU-rRNA). Lineage: Eukaryota; Metazoa; Arthropoda; Malacostraca; Decapoda; Parastacidae. The record is from RefSeq and is a predicted model, not a curated record.